Messenger RNA from Melampsora larici-populina 98AG31, 1137 nucleotides. RefSeq lists its product as uncharacterized. NCBI's taxonomy places the organism in Eukaryota, Fungi, Basidiomycota, Pucciniomycetes, Pucciniales, Melampsoraceae. The transcript is spliced from 6 exons. Bases 1 to 1137 code for a protein of 378 amino acids. The record is from RefSeq and is a predicted model, not a curated record.
AUGGCCAAGCGUACAAGUUCUCGCUUAGCGCACAACAGAAAUCUCAACAACGAAAUUGAAGCCGAGAUCGAGAAGAACGAGGACGAUGAGGCAAAGAAUCCAGUUGAUCCGCCAGCAGGUUCCAGAAAAAGGAAAAAAGGUAGUACUCGGGAUGAACCAGCACCGGAAACACAGAUUGACGAGCCAGCACAAAGUCUCCCGGCGGCCAGUAAAGACCGUCUACUUCACCUCCUUGACAAGCAUAUCAAAAAGAAAAAACCAAGACGAUCUAGUGCCGGUCUUCCAAAAUCGACUGUCCAAAGCAUUCCGAUUCCUAUCAUUUCGAUUCAGACUGAAGUUCAAGAUCAGCUAGAUGUACAAGAGAAUCAGGUUGACUACUCGAACUUCGAAGUGGAGGACCUUGUCAAAAUGGUUUCAGAAGUGGGCGUGGACACUCGGGGAAUGGACAAAUUGGAUUUGAUCCGGAAUUGCGAAAGGUUUAGAGAUUUGAUAAUAACACCCCAGCAUCCUCGUAUCGAUCAUGCGAAAAAGGAUCUCCCAAAAUUGGUGGCAUCAAAAGGUCAAGGCGAUCAGGGUCCCGAAAAAUCAGCGACAGAACAACCUCAAUCAGAUACAAUCGACACUUCAACAUCUGCGUUUGCGAGUCCUGCACAUGAAAAAUCAUCAAACAUUCAAUCAAGUCGCACGAUCCCAUCCUCUAACGCAGAAUCUUCCAGAAAAAAAAAGAAACAGGCAGGUCCCGAAAAAUCAGCGACAGAACAACCUCAAUCAGAUACAAUCGACACUUCAACAUCUGCGUUUGCGAGUCCUGCACAUGAAAAAUCAUCGAACAUUCAAUCAAGUCGCACGAUCCCAUCCUCUAACGCAGAAUCUUCCGGACAAAAAAAGAAAGGGAAAGAAAGAGCUCAAGAGGAAACUGAAGAUGACUACGAGGAAGAGCAGGCCUCUAAAAGCAUUCAUGACACCGACCACGAUUCUGACAACAGCGUAGAGUUCUUUCAUUCACAUAAGUCCAAGAAAAGAGAUGGUACAAAGAAGAAAGAUAAGAGCACAGAAGAAGAAGAGGACGUAGUGUUUUUGUACUACAAGCGUCAAAAUUCAGCAAAUGAUGAUAAGCUCAUCAUGUUUAUCACCUGA